AUGACUAUUGUCAACAAGCCUUUUCUUAAACCUGCUGUUUCUCCUGCAUGGCGUCCAGUGGCUCUGACACUACUGUUCCUGUGCCUAGGGAUGGCAGUUGGUCUGGUGACUCUGGGAAUAAUGCUCUUUAUACAACAGGAUUAUCUUCAUAUCGAGAAUGGAAAUCUCUCAGAGAUUCUCCAGAAAGUGGCAAAAAACUUCUGUCAUGAGCUUAUUCAAAAGACUGUGGGUCACAAAUGUAAUCCCUGUGAUACCAACUGGAGAUAUCAUGGAGACAAAUGCUAUGGUUUCUUCAGACACAAUCUGACAUGGGCAGAGAGUAAAGAAUAUUGUGCUGAAAGGAAUGCCACUCUGGUGAUGAUACUCAACAAGGAUGUUUUGGAUUUCGUCAAAGGAAGAACUUCUUUUAUUCGAUGGAUUGGCCUGUCCCGUCAAAAGUCUGAUGGAAUCUGGAUUUGGGAAGAUGGUUCAGCUCUCUCUAAGAAUGUGUUCGAGCUUUUAGGAAAUGGAAGAAAAGAUCAGCAAUGUGCCUACUUUCACAAGGGAAAAAUUUAUACUUCACUCUGUGAGGACACACAUUACUUAAUAUGUGAGCAGAAGGCCAACCCAGUGAGGAUAGACCAACUGAUUUGA
This is a messenger RNA of Gracilinanus agilis (Agile Gracile Mouse Opossum), 633 nucleotides long. RefSeq names its product C-type lectin domain family 1 member B-like. The record is from RefSeq and is a predicted model, not a curated record. NCBI's taxonomy places the organism in Eukaryota, Metazoa, Chordata, Mammalia, Didelphimorphia, Didelphidae. The coding region runs from base 1 to 633 and encodes 210 amino acids. The transcript is spliced from 6 exons.